Molecule: messenger RNA, 3712 nt
Organism: Pseudomassariella vexata
Lineage: Eukaryota; Fungi; Ascomycota; Sordariomycetes; Amphisphaeriales; Pseudomassariaceae
Exons: 6
Coding region: 418-3687 (1089 amino acids)
Biological process (GO): DNA-templated transcription; regulation of transcription by RNA polymerase II
Cellular component (GO): chromatin
Molecular function (GO): RNA polymerase II cis-regulatory region sequence-specific DNA binding; DNA-binding transcription factor activity, RNA polymerase II-specific; zinc ion binding
Source: RefSeq, a predicted model, not a curated record
CUCGAGCUGACGGACAGGGGCUAACGACAUAGACGGCCUGUAGGUUCUGCCCAGCCCAGCCAUGUGGGAGAAAAAGUUUCUUGACCUCAGUUCUGUAUCUCUUCUAUCUACUCAUCUCAAUAUAGCAAUGAAGCUCAGCCUCUGGCCGUCAUCUGUGGUUCAACGUGGGCUGGAGACGCUACUACCCAAAGCAUAGUACUCGACGGGCUCCAUCCAAACGUGUUGGAAGGCUGAGAGGUUUCUUUCGCCCUUUCUCCUACAGCAACACCCCUUGUCGCCAUCAGGCUUACCCUUCUUCAUGGUUAUUUCCAUACAUCCUACCUCUAUUCAUAUCGGGGGGUCGCUUUCAGCAGGGCGGCUGUGCCGAUUACUAACUUUGUUUUGUCUGUCUGGGUCCCAUUUUGAGCCUCGUCCAUCAUGGCGGAUCUUAAGUUCAUCAUGGAUAUGAACGAUGGCGAACCCACCUCCCUUGUGAAUAAAAGGGAUGUUGCGCCUCUGCCACCCGGUGCAAAUCGAGGUCAAGACGCUUCAGCCUCAGAACGUGGGAAUCCUGGAGACCAUAGCGACGACAACAGACCAACGCCAGCCACCACAAGUAAACGGUGCGGGCAUUCAGGGCGCCAAUUCAAGUCUUCAGCAGGAACGACAUCAUCAUCAGCAGCAGCAACAACAACAACAACAACAAAACCAACAUCACCGUCAUCGACGGCCUCGACAGCUCGGCCGGCACCUGAUCGCCAGCCAAGCAACACUAGCACCGAAGAGAUGGAUCCUGGAUAUGGAGGCCACGGCGGGUCGGGCUCGUCGUCAAAUACGCCCAUGCGCCCCAUAGGCAGCCCGUCCGGCGGGGAACUCCCCAUCAAGCUCACCCCAAUUACUGGUCGCGUGAGUAGAGCAAAGAAGGGUGUGCCGGUCCAUACAUGUGAAACAUGUAGACCACCCAAGACAUUUACAAGAGCAGAGCAUCUCAGGCGCCACCAAUUGAGUCACCAAACGCCUGGCUUUCCGUGCACCUAUCCUGGCUGCGGCCGUGCUUUCCACCGCGCUGACUUACUUGCUCGUCACGCAGCUAGACAUGAACAAGAGGGGGAGAAAACUUCAUCGGUUGGGAGUGGCAGCCGGCGGACGUCGGUGACGUCGACGGACGACGGAAGUGUCCCGAGGACGAAGUACAUUCAGCAUGUUCCCUCGUCGAUGGGCGGGAGCAUUACUUCGCGUGGUUCUGUGUCAGGGCCGUCGUCAGAAAUGAACCCGGGCUACGGCGGCGGCUCGACGACAUACCCGCCCAUGGGCAUGCAGGGCAGCGGCGGCUCAACGCCUAUGUCGCCUCCGCAGCCACAGGGCCGGGGUGACAGCUACCAGUUGGCAUCGAGCGGUCCGUCGCAGGGAAACUACACUUUGUCGACGCAGUCGCAGAUCCCGCUCAUCAGCAACCAGCCUCCCAGCCUGGACAACUCGCCCACGGCGGGAAACUACAGCUUAGGCUUCCAAUCACCACGCACGUCAUCUUCGUUCCCACACUAUGUAGUUACCGGGGGACUGCAGCCACAUCUACCUAGCUUGACUAUACCUGACAGCAAUCCACCAGGUCUCCUUGCGGCUCACGAGAUAUCCCCCUGGGCCUCGUCUGACAGCAACUUCUCCACCCCAUCCGAGGUGAGCCACGGCAGAAGCUGGGUCCGCAGCUUCAACUCACCUACGUCCGACUGGCCCGGCACCAGCCUCGUGACAACCUACCACCAGCAGUCAGGAGCUUCGCAGGACUUGCAGAACCCCGGUACCGGACUCGAGGGCUUGACCUCGGCCACCCCUUUCAUGGUUAACGCCUUCUCCCCGACGAUGCACAAAUCAGGCUUCAACCCCAUUUUAGACAUGCCCUUGUCUUUCUCCGAAGAAAACGCGCUUCUUGACCAUUCGUCUCACCCCCGCCACGAUGCGUACAAUUUAGUUCGUAGUCCGACCCCACCGACCGCCUCCUCGUCCGUUCAAUCGGCUGAAACUUUAGUCUCCCUCGCUCCCGCGCUACCGGACACGACCGCAAUGGUAGGCCGUUACAAGGACUCGGCGGUGUUGAUGGGCACCCUGUCCAAUGCGUCGUUCCUGACGGCCCACAGCCUGCGCCGCCCUGUCCGUAACGCCAUCCCCGACUUAAUCGACGUAUACUGGAGGCGCUUUGACACUCUCUUCCCCUUAAUCCACCGCUGGAGCUUUGGGACAGCACCCACCGAGGUGCUGCGUUGUGCUAUGGCUGCCAUGGCCACGCAGUUUCUCGAUGGAGAGGAGGACCGCAACAAAGGUACCGAGCUGCAUGAGUUUGCUUCGCAAGAAGCCAAACGUUCGCCGCAAUGGAACGUCCAGAUCAUGCAAGCGAUCCUCCUGUGCGAGUUCUUUGCCCGGUUCCGAGGGAAGGAAGCCUCGACCCGACCGUCUCAGCCCUUCCAGUCGAUAUACGCGAGAGUCGCCAACCCUCCCAACCCCGGUGAUGCUACUACUACUACUCCGACUACGACCAUCCCCACUAACCCCUUUGGAUCUACACCCCGAAGAACAACUACCAAAUCGCGAUGGAACGAAUGGAUUGAGGCCGAAUCGCGUCGCCGACUUCUGGCCGCCUCGUUUGUCCUGGAUGUGCACACAUCCAUGUAUCAUGAACAACCUUUAAUGCACUCUUUCAGAAGCCCGUGCCCACCUAUACCACUGACCAGAGCCAGCGAGGAGCUCUGGGCUGCCCCUUCCCCUGAAGCCUGGGAGGCUCUCUUGUCUGCCGGAUCGCACAGUCUGGAACCGGUCAUGCUCCCAGAAGAGACCAUCACCAUCGAUAGGAUCAACUCAGCUCCACCUCUGGACCGUGCCGUGUUUCUGGCCUCGGAGGUACUGCGCCUGCCCAAACGAAGCAUCCCUUCGGCCCUAGAAGUUUCCAACGACCCAGACCUAACUGCGUCGGACCGCAUUGCCACUUUAUUCCCCGGAUCGCCCAUCGCCAACACGUAUCUAGCCCUCCAUUACACCCCCUUACACGACCUGCUGGCCAUCUCGGGCGAGUCGUGGAUCUUCACGCUAAAGGUGCUGCCCGCCAAGAAAUUUCAGCAGCACCAGAGGCGGCUCAAGCAGUGGAGCAGCGGUCUCCACGCUGCCGUCGCCGCCCGAUACGCCGCGAGGGCCCUUGUGGCCUUCCUAGAUACUACGGCUAAUGUUAAUUACACAAUUCCCAUGGUGGCCGCUCAGGGCGAGCCCUCCUCGUCUGCCGUUUUCACCGACGAACAGCCAAACCACGGGUGGAACACAACCAACAUUUCCGAUUAUUGGGCCAUGUACGUCAGCGCUCUCAUCUGCUGGGCCCUGUCGCACUACACCACUCGGAACAACAACAAUUCAUCCUCGGCUUCUGCUCCUGCUUCUGCUUCUACUGGUGGUGAUAAUACUAACAAGAAAACGACUGGGAACCAUAGCAAUGCGAAGCAGCGGCGGAGCGAGGCCGAGGCCCUCGAAUGGCUACGCACGGUGGCCGACCUGCGCAUCGAAGACAUCCUCAACCCCAACGUGCGCGGCAGUCGCGAUGAAAUUAACAGCGUCAUCACCCUUGUCAAGCGCCGCCUCGAGUUCGAGGCUGUCGGCGGCGGCGGCAGGAAGUCGCUUCUCGUCGAUGCCCUGGGUGUCUUGCGCAAUUUGGAAGCUGGGGUCAAUUAGAAGUGGUUUUGAUUUUGAUUUUUUC